This is a messenger RNA of Microthlaspi erraticum, 564 nucleotides long. Lineage: Eukaryota; Viridiplantae; Streptophyta; Magnoliopsida; Brassicales; Brassicaceae. The record is from the annotation of a GenBank genome assembly.
AUGUCACCAGAAGUGAAGUUUCACUUAAGAUCUAAGCUGAGAAGAAGAAGAUUCAAGACCAGUUGGUCAAAGCAGAACAAGUUUAUGUUCAAGGAUGAGUGCAUCAAAUCCGGAAGAGAAUCUAGGUCGAUUCUUCAACAUCUCCCUUCCGAGUUGGUCAAGUCUAAACUCUUAUUCUUAUUUCAGGAGUCACCACAACCGAGAACUCCAUUCCACGGCGUUGGAAGAACUGUAGCCGAACCAGACUGUGUCUCUACUGAGCCACCAAUUUCAUCCGACUCACUAACCACUACACUGCCACCAUCAGUGGACCUAGUGUUAGAUCCCGCAGCGCCAACAACCUUGAUCCAUUUCAGGCUAGCAGACGGCACACGUUUGGUCUCCCGGUUUAAUACUCAUCACACCGUUAGAGACGUCCGAGGUUUCAUAGACGCGUAUAGACCAGGUGGCUCCAAAGACUACCAAUUACUCAUCAUGGGAUGUCCUCCUAAACCACUACCUGAUUUUGACCAAACCCUCGAGAAUGCUGGCAUCUACAACUGUGUCAUCAUCCAGAAAUUCUAG